This is a messenger RNA of Canariomyces notabilis, 9440 nucleotides long. Its product is annotated as putative polyketide synthase. Lineage: Eukaryota; Fungi; Ascomycota; Sordariomycetes; Sordariales; Chaetomiaceae. The record is from RefSeq and is a predicted model, not a curated record. Bases 372 to 9266 code for a protein of 2964 amino acids. Gene Ontology annotation, biological process: fatty acid biosynthetic process; secondary metabolite biosynthetic process. Gene Ontology annotation, molecular function: 3-oxoacyl-[acyl-carrier-protein] synthase activity; fatty acid synthase activity. The transcript has 3 exons.
GAAGUCCUCGUUCCUACAUCACAGUGCAUCGUGCACGCAGUCCCGGCGUUACGAGGCCUUGGGAAUGGAUCAUUACCCAGGAGGUUGGUGUUCAUGCGGGGGCGGCGCAGAGGACUUGACCUGGACUGACUGUAGCCUUGUGGAUAGGCUUGUCUGCGGAUGUGUUUCUCCCAUCUGCCCCAACAGAACCUCAUCGUACACUACCGGGGACGGCCCUACUGACGUUGAUCCUCUAAUUCGGUGAACAAAUCGUUCCCCACUAGGGCACUUUCAACGCACUCUCGAGUUGAGGUCCGCUGUGAAGUGGUCAGGCGCGUCAUUUUGCGCGUCUUUCUCCUGUGAGAAGCUCAAGGGCCUAAAGAUCCUGUUCCAUGGCGAACUCUCUGCCUAUGGAUUUAUCCUUCGAAAAAGAGCCCGUGGCCAUUGUGGGGAGCGCCUGUCGCUUCGCGGGUGACGCCACUUCUCCCUCGCGGCUUUGGGAUCUGUUAAAAAACCCGAUAGACCUCCGUCAAGAAAUCCCCACCAGCAGAUAUGAUCCGGACGGCUUUUACCAUCCAGACGGCUCCUUCCACGGACAUAGCAAUGUGCGGCACGCCCAUUUCCUUGACCAAGACCCGGCCGCAUUCGAUGCUGCCUUCUUCGGUAUCAAGCCGGUCGAGGCAAAGGCUAUGGACCCACAGCAAAGACUGCUGCUCGAGGUCGUUUACGAAGGGCUCGAGUCGGCUGGAAUCCCCAUCUCAAAAAUGAAGGGUAGCGAUACCGGCGUCUACGUAGGCGUCAUGUUCAACGACUACGCCGCCAUGAUGCUGCGUGAUGUGCAGGAUUUGCCAACCUAUUAUGCUACCGGCACGGGGCAGAGCAUAUUAUCGAACCGCAUAUCCCACUUCUUUGACUUACACGGUCCAUCAGUAACCAUAGACACGGCAUGCAGCUCCAGUCUCGUCGCUGUACAUCUUGCCGUGCAAGCUCUCCGGUCAGGCGAGUCGCGGCUGGCGCUGGCUUGCGGCGCCAAUCUGAUUCUGGGGCCUGAAGGGUUUAUCAUAGAAAGUAAACUUAACAUGCUGUCCCCAGAUGGCCGGAGUCGGAUGUGGAGCCAGGGGGCCAAUGGCUAUGCUCGCGGCGAGGGAGUCGGGGUCUUGGUACUGAAAACGCUCAGGGCCGCUCUCGAAGACGGGGACGAGAUCGAAUGUAUUAUACGCGAAACCGGUCUCGGUCAAGAUGGCGCCACCCCUGGCAUCACUAUGCCGAGCGCCGCCGCUCAAGAGACACUAAUCCGCAACACGUAUACGAGAGCGGGAUUGGAUCUCCUCAAUCCGGGCGAUCGGCCACAGUACUUUGAGGCCCAUGGCACAGGAACCCCAGCAGGUGAUCCCGCUGAAGCAGAAGCCAUUUACCGAGCAUUUUUCACGUCUACGGACGGUGGGCAGCUCCCUAACCCUUUGUCUCUCGGCAGAGGCCACCCACUCUAUGUGGGCUCUAUCAAGACGGUCCUCGGCCACACCGAAGGUGCCGCUGGAGUUGCUGCCCUAAUCAAGACGUCGCUUGUUCUGCAACAAGGUCUCAUCCCCCCUAAUCUCCUCUUCGACGAACUCAGUCAUCGCGUGGCCCCGUUUUACAAGAAUGUUGAGAUUCUCCGGGACCCAAGACCCUGGCCAACCACCUAUGGGGGGCCCAGAAGAGCAAGUGUAAAUAGCUUCGGCUUCGGCGGCACGAAUGCACACGCGAUUCUCGAAAGCCACGACAGCAAGGCGGACCACUUGCCUUCGUCCGUGGCCACGACUUUCACCCCUUUUGUGCUGUCAGCUACUUCUGAGCUCGCCCUCCGUGAAACCAUGUCGAAUUACGCUACCUGGCUCGACACUAUACAAGGAAACCUGGAUUUUAACCCUCAGGAUUUGGCCUGGACUUUACGGAAACGGCGUUCCGUUUUCCAGUACCGCACUUCCUUCACCGCAUCCUCGUUCGCGGAGUUGAGGGACAAAAUUCUAGCAAAGCUUAAGGAUAAGGAGAUCCCCGGAAUUGGCACUCGAGCUGUCUCGUCGUCCAUUUCCUCGGAAGAACCGUGCGGGCGCAUUCUGGGUAUCUUCACCGGUCAGGGCGCGCAGUACCCGCGGAUGGGAGCAGAUCUUAUCGAAAAUUCCUCGACUGCGCGAGGUAUCAUCAAACGAUUGGAGUCGUAUCUCGCCCAGCUACCAGAAGACAGGCCGUCGUGGUCCCUAGAAGCUGAGCUGCUAGCCGACCCUUCGGUUUCCCGGUUGCAGGGGGCGGCUCUGGCCCAGCCCCUUUGCACAGCGUUGCAAAUCCUGUUGGUUGACUUGCUCAAACUCGCCGGCCUGCAGUUCUCAGCAGUCGUAGGGCAUUCAUCUGGUGAAAUUGGUGCGGCAUACGCGGCGGGAUACCUUUCAGCUCGCGAUGCUAUGCUGAUAGCCUACUAUCGCGGCCUGCAUGCCUCACGGACGGCGGACCUUAGCGGCGCUAUGUUGGCCGUAGGUGGAUCCAUGGACGAUAUGGCCGAUCUGUGUGCGGACGAGGCUUUCGUAGGGCGCGUGGCCGUGGCGGCACACAAUUCUUUAUCCAGUGUUACCAUCUCCGGCGACGAGGACGCUAUCGAGGAGCUCGAGCUGGUGCUGGAGGACGAAGGCAAGUUUUAUCGGCGGUUGAAGGUGGACAAGGCAUACCACUCGCACCACAUGAUGCCGUGCUUCGAUCCAUAUGUUGAUUCCAUGAGGCGAGUGGGAAUCAAGCCGCUGGAGCGGUCCGGCCCGGAUCAACAAUGCCCCUGGUUUUCAAGCGUUUACGACGGCCGCGUGGUCGAUGGGAACUUGGGAUGGGGGUUGAACGGACCGUACUGGGCGGAAAACAUGACAAAGCCAGUCCUUUUCUCCGAGGCACUCGGAAAUGCUCUCCACGCUAGCUCGUACGAUCUGGUCCUCGAAGUUGGCCCUCAUCCCGCGCUCAAGGCACCCUCGGCUCAAACGAUGAAAGACUCUUUGGGUGUUGAUCUUCCGUAUCAUGGACUCUUAGCGCGCGGCAUGAGUGCCGUGGACGCCCUCUCGUCUGCUCUGGGAUUUAUGUGGGAACACCUCGAUAGGCCAGGAGUGGACCUUGAUAAAUUUGAGCGGGCUAUGACCGGCGCGGAAGGGCAUCGUUACCGCCUUGUAAAAGGCCUACCUGCCUACCCGUGGAGCCGCGAGAGGAGGUACUGGCACGAAGCGCGAAGCUCGCGCAAGAUGCGGUUACGACAUGACACUGUUCACCCCUUGCUCGGCGAUAUCACCACCGACAGCGCUCCGCACCAUGCAAGUUGGAGGAACUUGCUACGAGUCACUGAAAUGGAGUGGCUUGCGGGGCAUGCAGUCCAGGGGCAAAUUGUCUUCCCAGCCGCGGGUUACUUGGCCUCUGCCAUCGAAGCUGCGUGGCUGGUGGCUACGAAGAGCGGCAAGGAGGUUCGCCUUAUCGAGAUCUCGGAUUUCGCAAUUCACCAGGCUGUAGCGUUUGAGCAUGAUGACGCCAGCAUUGAAGUUUUAAUUGAGCUAAGCGAAGUCAUUCGAAGGUCUCCUGGUCUCAUUCGGGCCAAGUUCACUUAUUCUGCAGCCACAGACCCGAGCUCGGUGGACCUGAGUCUAGCGGCUAGCGGCGACGUGACCAUACACCUUGGUGAACCAUCUCCGUCUCUUCUUCCUACACGACCGCCCGUGCUACCGCACAUGAUUGACGUUGAACGCGAGCGCUUUUACGCUGCCCUGGCGGAUCUGGGCUACAACUUCGAGGGCCGGUUCCGUGCGCUUUCUAGUCUUCGAAGAAAGCGCGGAAAGUCGACCUGCGUCGUGAAUAUGCAGCCAUCAUCGCUGUUAAUCCACCCGGCCGAACUCGAUGCUAUGAUGCAGUCAGCCAUCCUCGCAUACAGCUACCCGUACGAUGGGGAGCUCCACACCCUGCACCUCCCUACUACAAUCACAAGGAUCCGGGUUAAUCCAGCAGCUCUGCGAGGUGGGGCGACGGAAAGGGUAGGACCGGGAGAACAAGCGCUGGUAGAUGCAUCCAUCGAUCUCAGGCGUGGUCAAGGUAUCGGCGGUAGUAUCGUUGCGAAUAUUAACCUCUACGCCCCACCUAGUGCGGCGUGUCGAACUGAGGCUGUCCACGCUGUCCAGGCCCAAGGCGUAGCCUACGUGCCGUUAAGGGGAUCGACUGAGGAGGAGGAUCGGCGCAUGUACUCUAAGGUGGACUGGAUUCACGACCGCCCUGAUGGCAUUGAAGCGUCACGCGGGCUGUGGGAAGGGGAACACCAGCGUAAAACAGCACACCUGCUGGAACGGAUCGCCACCUUUUACCUCCGCAAGUUUGAUCGCGAGGUGCCUCUGGACCAUCCGGCGCGGACCACGUUCCCCACCAAGUGGUACUUGAACCACGCUCGGCACGUGGCAGGGGUUGUAGAGAGUGGGAAGCACAAAUGGUGGCGGGAUGAGUGGCAUAAUGACACGGAGGAGAGUGUGCUGGAAGCGAGCAAGCAUCAUAUGCAUCUCCCUGACGUCGAGAUCAUGCAUUUGGUUGGUCGCCAGAUGCCCCGUGUUUUUGCCGGAGAAACAACCAUGUUGGAGGAGUUCCGAGCUGGGGGCAACGACGUGCUGGAUAGAUACUACGCCGAGGGGCUUGGCCUGCGGGAGCUUGCACGGUGGGUGGCGCGAGCUGUCAAGCAGCUCACAGAUCGGUAUCCGCACAUGAAUAUAGUGGAAGUUGGGGCGGGCACGGGCGGAGCCACCAAGGCCAUCUUCGGUGAAAUCGGAGACAGCUUCCUUUCGUACACGUAUACUGAUAUCUCGGCCGCUUUCUUUGAGAACGCCUCGGCUGUAUUCUCGAAACAUGGAAGCAAGAUGGUCCUCAAAACACUGGAUAUUGAGCGGGACCCUACUGAGCAAGGGUUUGCCUCCGGCACCUACGACCUGGUUGUCGCUUUCUUCGUUAUCCACGCCACGAGCGACCUGGAAUGCAGUCUCCGCAACUUGCGCAAGCUGCUCAAACCCGGCGGAUUUUUGGUGGUCGGCGAAGGCUCCGAGACGGGGACCGGGGCGGCCACCAGUGGCUUUAUCUUUGGGACUCUGCCGGGUUGGUGGGUCGGCACCGACAAAGGCCGCGUGCUGUCACCCCUUGUCUCCCCUCGAGAGUGGGAUAGCCUUCUUCGCAAGACUGGUUUCUCGGGCGCCGAUGCCGCCCCUCCCAUAUCCGUGGAGGACAUCUUCAACGUCUUUCCUGUCGUCUCUCAGGCCGUUGAUGCACAUAUAAAUUCCCUACGCGCACCACUUGACCCUGAAAUCGGCCUAGAACGUGCAGGAACCUCGUUGAUAAAGAAGUUGAUCAUCGUCGGCGGGGCAACUGCUUGUAGUUCCCGCAUCGUCCAGGGUCUUCAAAGCAUACUGGGGAAAAAGUUCGCUGCUAAGUCGUACCACUUCAAGUACCUCACGGACAUUGAUUUUGGAACCGCCGAUGGGGGCUCUGUCUUGGUCAGCUUGACAGAACUCGACUCGCCUGUAUUUAGAGACAUCACUCCAGAGCGGUUCAAUGCAUUGAAGACGGUACUGGAGCCGGGGAACACGGUGCUCUGGGUUACAAGCGGUCGAUUGUGCGACGAGCCUUUCGCCAACAUGACUGUCGCCUUCGGACGGGUCGCGACACACGAGACUCCUGACCUUCGCCUCCAGCACCUCGACAUUCACGAUCCCGAGCAGGUCAGUGUCGACGUCAUAGCUGAGAUGGUUCUCCGCCUUCACGCUCAAGGUUCAGGGGAAGAGAGCAAUAAUAUUCUUUGGACCUUCGAGCCGGAAAUUGUCAUCGACAAAGAUGGGCACCAGCUCGUGCCGCGGCUAAACUUCAUCGAUGAGCUAAACGACCGGUAUAAUGCGGCGCGUCGGUUGGUAGUGCGCGAGGUUGAUGUCCAGUCAACAAUUGCACCCAUAGCACUUGAGGUUGCACAGGAUGGCAGCUACAUGCUCAAGGAAAUUUCCCGGUACGAAGCUGAGCCUUUGGUGGGGGGAGACGAGUCUCAGAGCCUGAUUGAACUUCGCACAACGCACUCCAUCCUUUCGGCCCUGAAGACACCCUUUGGGCAUAGAUUUCUCGCUGUUGGAAUGCCAAUAGGGGAACAGAUCCCAUAUCUGGCGCUGGUCUCCUCACCAGCUUCGGUUAUCCGGAUACCUCGGGAUUCAGCGGUAGCUUGCGCGGUACCGGGCCUCUCGAAUGAAGACGUGCUCCGACUUGUGGCUGCCCAUUUAAUCCCCAUGGCGGUACUUGAGCGCUUUUACAGCGGUCAGACGCUCAUCGCACACAACGUGCCACGUAUUGUCGCAAAUGCUCUGGCUCUUCAGGCAACUGCUAAGGGAAUAAACACGGUAUACCUCACAGAUUUGGCUGACGAUGAUCUGCCCGGAUCGUGGAUUAAGCUUCCGAGGUUCCUGACCCAAUCUGAAAUGGAGGAUAUUUUGGUGACGGCUGAUCCUCCAGCGGGUUUUGCCGGAUUCACCAACCAUGAUGUUGAGAAAUCAGAAAAUGAAGACGCCAUCCUGUCAAACUUGGACUCAAGGUGGCAUACCAUAGAAACGGCGGCAUCCUUGUAUUCCCGUGUUGCUAGUUGCAACAGCAGCAUAACAUCUUCUCGCUAUUCGUCCAGCCUCCAAGGCAUAUUGCGAACUGCUCUGUCGUUUAUAGCGUCGCGACAGCAAGUAACCAUCGGGGGGCAUCUCCCGCUGGACCCGGUCACGGAAUCUGUUUGCCUUGGUUCCCUCACAAGCGGUUCGCAACCCGUGGACCCUCUGUGCGUGGUUGACUGGACAGACCGUACUCCGCUGCCGGUCUGUGUGAGCCGGCUUGAUACUGGCCGCAUGUUCCGAGCGGAUAGUGCAUACUGGAUCGUGGGUAUGUCAGGUGCAUUGGGCAUUUCGCUCGCCGACUGGAUGAUCAGCAAAGGCGUCCGACACCUCGUCAUGACCAGCCGAAAGCCGGAAAUCGCUCCCGAAUGGAUAGCGUCUCACCAACGAAAGGGUGCUAAAGUUACGGUCAUCCCAUGCGACGUGACAAACGAGGCUGCGUUGAAGGAUGUCUAUCAAACGAUACAGAAUUCAAUUCCGCCCAUCGCUGGUGUCAUUCAUGGCGCCAUGGUACUGCGAGACACUUCAAUCAGUAACAUGACGUUCGACCAGCUAACUGAAGUGAUUCGCCCCAAGGUGGAUGGCAGCAUCUACCUGGACCGCAUUUUCUGGAAUGUUGAUCUCGACUUCUUCGUUCUGACUUCUUCCAUCAACACUGUGAUUGGUAAUCUUGGCCAAGCUAAUUACGCCGCCGCCAACGCUUUCAUGUGUAGUCUUGCCGCCCAGCGGCGGAAGCGUGGUCUGCGAGCGGCAGCCGUAAACGGCGGCGCGAUCAUCGGGGCGGGAUACAUGGAGCGCGAAGCCCGAAGAGCCUGGGACCGAAUAGCGCAGAACAACUACAUGAUGCGGCUCUCCGAGGAAGACUUUGUCCAAAGUAUCUGUGAGGCCAUCGACGCGAGCCGGCUAGACUCAUGGCACGGCCCGGAAAUCUCGACGGGGCUCGGUCAUGUGCCAGCUGAUGCGGCGAAUCCCCCUUUCUGGUCAGGGGAUCCAAAAUUCUCGAAUUUUAUCACUUAUCAGCAAGGAGCGUCAGGAAAGGGUGCCGAAUCGAACGCCGGCCUUGCGAUGGCUGCUGCCUCGAUCCAGGACCUCGUUAGAGACUGUCAGUCAGAGCGGGAGGUACAGGAUGUCGUUGAGCAUGCCUUUGCAAACACCCUGCGUGCUAUUCUCCAUGUAAGCACGUCCGACGAGGGGCUGAUGGCCUCUCGCAGCAACGAGAUUGGGCUCGAUUCACUCGUAUCGGUGAACAUUCGAUCUUGGUUUUUGAAGCACCUGCAGGUCGGCAUCCCUGUGCUGAGGAUCAUGGGCAACGGCACCAUGCGAAGUCUCGUUCAGCUCGCCAUUGAAGGUAUGCCACCAGAACUGACACCUCAACUGCACGCAACCAGUCCGGCCGAACACGACGCGGACGCGGGUAGUAAGAGUCCUUCCUUCGGCAGCGACAGGCAUACCUCCUCGAGCGUUACGAUACCCGACACAGGGUCCAUAGCUGACGACGGCGAAGCUGGCAAGACGGGCAGUGACAGCAGCCUGUCGACUACAGUCAUAGACUGGGAAGCCGAGUCUUGCCCUCCUGGCGAGUUGUUGGAUAUCCCUCUCGCCACUGAUUUGCCGCCUCCCUCAAUGCCACCCAGGAUAAUUUUGCUUACCGGCGCAACCGGCCUCCUCGGCCGCCACUUGCUCUCUCACCUGCUCAACCGGACUGGCACCGAAAAAGUAAUCUGUCUCGCGAUCCGCAACCUCUCAUCCCGUCUCGCGAACGGCGAGCUCCCCGCCCCGGGUCCCCGAAUAGAAUACCACGAAGGCGACCUCCCGGCGCCCCUUCUCGGGCUCCCUCCGGACCUCGCGGACGCCAUCUUCUCCUCAGCAGACGCAGUCAUCCACAACGGGGCCGAAACGUCCCAUAUGAAGGACUACUCAUCCCUGCGGGCGACCAACGUCGGAUCGACGACAGCCCUCAUCCGGGCGUGCCUGCCGCGGCGCAUACCGCUGCACUAUGUCUCAUCGGCGGGGCUGGCCAUCCUGUACGGCAAGGAAGCGUUCCCACCGGUGUCAGUGACGGGGCCCGGGUGCGCGCGGCCGGCAACGGACGGGUCCUUCGGGUACGCCGCUGCCAAGUGGACCUGCGAGAGGAUUCUCGAGAGGGUGCAUGAAGCCUAUGGCGGUGCAUGGAAAGUAUGUGUGCACAGGCCGUCAACUAUCAUUAGGGAAGGGAGCGACGCAGAGGAGAGGAAGGCCGGACUCGACUGGGUCAAUGCCAUGCUGGCGUAUGCGAAGAAGAGCAGGACUGUGCCCCAGCUGAACAGGAAUCGUGGGGCAUUGGACCUGGUAAAGGUGCAAACCGCGUGUGAGGAGCUGGUGCGCCGUGUCGUGAAUGGGGAUGAGAGGAUGGAUAGGGGUGAAGUCGGUUAUGUGCACCAAGUGGGUGAUGUGGUCAUUCCUCUCGACAAGCUGGAAAAGAUUGGGCUUGAUGAAGGGGGGAAGCCGUUCAAGGCGCUCCCCAUGAGCGAGUGGAUCGCAAACGCAGUUGAGGAUGGGCUACACCCGGCUGUUGCAGCCUUGGUUGAGAUGCUGGAUGACGAAGGGGCAUCUCACUACCCGAGACUUCUCAGGACGAUUCCGGAGUGAGGAUCAGGAGGACAAAGUAGUUAAUGGGGGGGUGUAGGUAAUAGGCACAUGUGUAUUCUACGCCAUGAUGUCCAUCCAGCCCUUUGUUUACUAGUAGUUACUACUGUAGGAGUAACUUUCAUGCACCUACCGCAGCGUGUGCGGGUUCUGUAAUGCAAAAACCUCACAAGUCAC